Didymosphaeria variabile is the source of this 933-nucleotide messenger RNA. RefSeq lists its product as uncharacterized. The record is from RefSeq and is a predicted model, not a curated record. The transcript is spliced from 2 exons. Bases 1 to 933 code for a protein of 310 amino acids. Lineage: Eukaryota; Fungi; Ascomycota; Dothideomycetes; Pleosporales; Didymosphaeriaceae.
AUGCUCUUCGGAGCCCCUAUAGAGGACCUUUUCGAAAUCCCUACUCCAGAUCCCUCCUCUUACGACGUACCCUUCUCAACCUUCUACGAACUCCAAAUGGUUAGCUUCCAGCUCCGCAACGCUUCAGCCCUCUUCGCACGCACAAUGGCCACCAAAAUCUUCGUAAAAGCGCCGCUCACACCGGACGAUUUUGCGAGGCAAUCACAGCUCCUCGAGGCCCAUCGCUCGUGGCACAGAGCACUGCAGAAGCUGGAAUUGGCGGCUUUCUUGACGCACGAAGAAGAGAUUAUGGCGGCGUCGCUGAAGCUAGGGUAUUACUCAACGUACAUCCUCAUUGACUGUGCCAUGAGUUUGAGGCAAAGUAAUCUCGAUGCUCAUCUGGAGUACUUCAAAGCUAUAAAUCACAAUGCGAAAAUUGUUAUCGACUCUAUGGGUAUUGCUACUCCACCUCUCCCCGUAUCAUCAGGUACGCGAAAGGGCCUUUCGAGAAAGAACGCGGUCGCGUUGAAAGGCGCCGGCUCAAAGAAUACUGUCAGACCAGGCGCCCACUUUACCUUCGAAAUCUCGGUCAUCCCUCCCCUCCACUACGUCGCAACCCGCUGCCGCCACCCGCUCGUCCGCCGCGAAGCCGUCGCCCUCCUAAAGACGAACCCCCCGCGCGAAGGCCUCUGGGAUGUAGACACUCACAUCGCCGUCGCCAACCGCGUCAUUGAGAUCGAAGAGAGCAUCUUGGAUCCCACGACGGGCUGGCCGGCCGAGGCUUCACGGCUGUGGUGCUCAGUCCAUGAUGGAAAAGGGUACUCUGAUGGCAAGAUACUGGUGACUUUUGCGUUCGCAGAGUGGGCAGAGCAUAGGGCGCCGCAGGCAGAUGAUUUGAGGCCUGUUAAUGGGGCGGAUAGGUCGGAUGCGCAGUGGGCGGAGAAGAUCGGGUGA